Molecule: messenger RNA, 3597 nt
Organism: Cavia porcellus (domestic guinea pig)
Lineage: Eukaryota; Metazoa; Chordata; Mammalia; Rodentia; Caviidae
Gene: Dscc1
Product: DNA replication and sister chromatid cohesion 1
Exons: 8
Coding region: 208-1383 (391 amino acids)
Biological process (GO): maintenance of mitotic sister chromatid cohesion; mitotic sister chromatid cohesion
Cellular component (GO): Ctf18 RFC-like complex; chromosome, centromeric region; chromatin
Source: RefSeq, a predicted model, not a curated record
GACCUCGGGGCAGGGGUUCGGGUCCCGGCCGAGGGCUGCUUCGGGCAGGGCCCGCUCCUCCCCAGCUCCGGGGAGGGUGGGCCCGGUGGGCCUGCCCGCCAGUGCGUCAGUUGUCGGGGCUGCGGGCUGGGCCCGGGCCUGGCUCCGCCCCCUCCAUCUCCCGCGCUCUCCUCCCGGAAGCGCCGCUGCCCGCCGCGUGGCGCCGGGAUGUCUCGGACGCGCGCGGAGGUGGACGCCACGCUGCAGGCCGCCAAGCUGCGCGCAUCCGAGCUGCUGCCCACGGCGCUGAGCCUGCGCUUUGGGCCCGGCGCGCAAUGCUGCCUGCUGGAGCUGGAGCCCGCGCUGUGCCGCAGCCUGGAGGCGGGGCACAGCCUCGUGAUCCGCGGUGAGAAAGAUGAGCAAGCCGUGCUGUGCAGCGGUGACAAAACCUAUGAGCUGAAGGUGGCGGACACCUCCAACCUGCUGCUGUGUGUCCCGGGCUGCAAGACGCCGGAGCAGCUUGCGCGGGAGGCCGAGCCCCCUGACCUGAUCCAUGCUGAGAUCUUUGGUUUUGCCAAUAAUUACUGGGAAUUACGAAGAUGCAGACCUAAACUGCAGAAGCUGAGGAGACUUCUGAUGAAAAACACCUACGAAGGGCCCGACAGCCCAAAAGAGAUGGAUUCAAAUCGCACCACGUAUACAACUGAGGAUUUGCUUGAUGUAAUUCAGGCAAGCAAGGAAGAAAUAAUGUCCCACUUGCAAAUUCUGAAUGCCUGCGAGAUUGGAGGUUACUGGAGGGUUCUGGAGUUUGAUUAUGAGAUGAAGCUUCUGAAUCACGUAACUCAGCUUGUGGAUUCCGAGUCGUGGUCUUUUAGUAAAGUCCCUUUGAGUGUUUGCCUGCAGGAACUGGGCCCACUGGAGCCAGAGGAAAUGAUAGAGCACUGUCUUAAGUGUUACGGAAGGAAAUAUGUAGAUGAAGGGGAAGUUUAUUUUGAGCUGAGCGCUGAUAAGAUUUGCCGUGCCACUGCCCAGAUGCUGCUGCAGAACGCUGUGAAGUUCAAUCUGGCUGAGUUUCAGGCUGUGUGGCAACAGAGCGUCCCCGAAGGGAUGGUGACCAGUCUGGACCAACUCAAGAGACCUUUGUGGAGAGAAGCAGACCAUAGGUGCCUUACUCACGAAAUACUCACGGUCCUCCGUGCAAAAUGGUGUGAAGGUGUACAACUCCCGAAGACCCCUGUCUUAGAACAGCAGUCCGCCUGGGGAAGGGGCUUUGCAUUUUUAUUCCCGGCUCCUGAAGGCUUGUUUUCCUCUGCACAUUGGUACUGCGCGAAGAAGGACAGAAUAAAGUGUUUCCUCCUCAGUGACGUCCGUGCGGCUGUUUCUAGGAACAGUUUUUGUAUAUAAAAUUCCAUGCCUUUAUGUGGGAUUUAGUGUUCUGGUUAUUAAUGCACAAACAUUUUCUGAGAGAGCCAACAGCAGUGGUUGGAUAGAAGAGCUCUACCCAGCAGGGUGCGGGGGCACCCACUAAUCCCUGCACUCUGGGAGGCCUGAGGUAGGAGGAUCCCAAGUUUGAAUCCAGCCUGGCAACUGAAGUGACUUAGAUCCUGUUUAAAGAUAAAAACCGAAGAAAGAUGGGAUGUGGCUCAGCACAAAGGCCGGAGAUCAGUUCCCAGCGCUGCCCUCCCACCGGCAACUUCAUUCACUUAAAUGCUGUUAAGCAAGUUCCCCUUGCAGUUUUCCACCAACACGGGAAGUCGCUAGGUACCACCGGUCCUUUGCAUCUGCUGGUCACGCUGCAGCCAGCUUGGUGACUGUCCCAUCCCUGGGGUACCAGGUGCCUGCACACUGGGUAAGACAGAUUCAGACCUGGAUGCUGUGUGGAGAAUCCUAAUGGACCAGUGCACGCUCUUCACAUGCAGGUAGACACCGGGAACCACGGCCCUCUGGGCCAGUGACGGCGACAGCCCUUGUGGCAGCAGAGGGCCACGGCUGCCCAGCACGGCUCCAGGUUUUGCAAUGCUUGCCAAGAGGGUUUUGGUCUUUUGUUUGUUUUGAGACCGGGUCUUAUGUAGCCCAGCCUGGCCUCAAACUCACCGAGAUCCUUCUGCCUCAGCAUCUGGAGUGCUGGGGUCACAGGUGUUGAGUUCUUUAGAGCUUGCUUUUCCUAAUUUGUUUUAGACCAAAGUUCAGGGACCUUUAAAUUGGCCAAUAAACCUGUCACCAGGCUGGCUGGAGAGCAAGCCACGCUACAUCCGGUCCAAGGUUUAAAAUGGUGAAUGGAGAAUUCAUGAGGCACAGAACUUCAACUAUGUGUCAGAUUCACUCUUUUUAUGCACCUGGAAGGUGAACGUGAUGAGUUCAACUUCUCUGUGUUUCAACAAAUGUCUCUGCUCUGUACGGACUGUGUAAGAUACAGCAUAUCACAUAUUGGAAAUGUACUGAUACCUGCCAUCAUAGUCUACACACAGACUCUAUAUAAUACAUGUUACUGCCAAAAACAUGCAGAUAUGUGUCAGGAAAAAAUCGUGUAAAUAUUUUAACGGUAACUUCAUAGGGGCGUCAUGCGAUUAACUCGUUACCUCUGACCUCCACAAUUACAAGAGGUGUUCAGGUGGGGGCUCUCCCACCUCCAGACACAGGAGUGUGUCGAGGGGCCACCUGGGUGACGCAGUCCAGCAUGUCUUGAGAGACCCCUGUGCACACGUUUUCAACCUCUUCCCGGAGGCUGGCAGUGCAGGACGUCCUGCAGGGAGCACAGGAACCUGACAGCACCCCUGCGUUCCUGCAGGUGCGUGCCCAGGUAACCCGCAGGUCACCCUGGCAGUUUGGCAGGGCUGUCAUGUAAGAACUCUAGGAUCCUGCACGGGGCAUGUCCAGGUACACGUGGGCUGUGACAGCUCCUCCAGAGAAAAGCGGCCCUGGGGCGACACAGCACCACACCAGCAGUGGAGAUGCUGCUGGGUCCGCUGGGUCCGCUGGGUCCGCGGGUGCCUGGGAAACUCACUUCUGUCCGCACAAGGGCCACCGAGCUUGAAUGGCGCCUGCAGGACCACACGAUCCUUCGGGUGAAGUCCUUGCCCUGGCCUGCCUGUGUUGGAGCCACCCCAAAACUGGCUCCUCUGAUCCCUGCGGGUAUGGAACAGGGUGGGGCGCAAGUCGCUGCACUGAACGAAGGCUGCGCUGGACCGGGUGCUGCUCAGCCAGGUCUCCCGUGGGCACUGCAGGGCCUGCCGGACUCCGCCCUCUGUGCUCCUCGCCUGGCAGGGGGGUGGGGGGGUGGGGGUGGAGCUGGUUCCGGGCUCCUGCCUCCGGGCCGCACUUCACCGAUGCUCGCCAGCCUGAAACCUUAGUUCCUUCAUCCAUGACUGUGCUUCUGCCAGUGUCCCGCGGCUUGGUCACCUGCUGCUACGACUGCCACGAGGGUGACACCAUGGCACGUAUUUAUGCACAUGUAUGUACUAGACAUAUCGCAUACAGUUAUGCAUAUAUAUGUGUAUGAAUACAGUACUACAUGCAUAUGACUAGGUUCAUGCAUAUAUACUAUAUAUGUACUGUACCUACGUGACUAUAACUGUAUAUACUGUAUACGUACGUGAAUAAAGCUAUUCACAUAUACUA